Messenger RNA from Alternaria ethzedia, 1668 nucleotides. RefSeq lists its product as uncharacterized. Gene Ontology annotation, molecular function: carotenoid dioxygenase activity. Gene Ontology annotation, biological process: carotene catabolic process. Bases 1 to 1668 code for a protein of 555 amino acids. NCBI's taxonomy places the organism in Eukaryota, Fungi, Ascomycota, Dothideomycetes, Pleosporales, Pleosporaceae. The record is from RefSeq and is a predicted model, not a curated record. The transcript has 6 exons.
AUGGCACCCGAACAAGAGCCAAAAGGCUACCGAUGGGACAUCAUCACAGCGGAAGAACUCAAAUACGCUCCGCCGUACUUUCAAGACGUCCCAGAAACAACGACUGAAGUGGAGUGUAAGCUCAGCGGCACAUGGCCCAAGUGGCUUCAUGGCUCUUUCCUUCGGGUUGGCGUAGGCCGUUUCACAGUCCCCACCUCUGAAGACGACUCCACACCCCGAGUCAUCAUCCAGCACCUCUUCGACGGCCUGGCCCUCCUCCACAAAUUCCGCAUGACCGACGGUCGCGUGUAUUACAUGAGUCGCUACACUUCCAACGGAAUAACGCGCGCCGCGCAGCGAGACGGCUACGUCAAGAACUCCUGGGUGGGACCGAAUCCCAACACACCUCUUUUCGAAGCCCAGGAUCCGUGUUCGAAAUUACUUGGAGCGCGUCCGAGACGUGGUAUGCAUCUACCGGAGGAUAAGAAUCCGAAUUCGAGGGGUGUCAAGGCGGAAGAUCCGGCUACGCAGGAGAUCCUCGUUCACACGGACUGGAACUGCAUGCAAAUCUGCGAUGCAAAGACGCUCGAGCCGAAGCGCUUACUCUCUCAUGCGGUCAUCGAUCCCGAGCUCGCUGGAACAGGGUGCUGCGCUCAACCGGUUCAUGAUCGCAAGCGAGGAACGACGUACAACUACUUGAUCGAUGCAGCGGGUAUUAUGUAUAUCUUUGCGUUGGAUGUGGUGGCGAAUCCGGCGCGUCUGUUAUGGAAGUCGGCGCUGCCGUGUAAGCCGUGCUACACGCAUGCUCUUGCUAUGACAGACAAGUAUGUUGUGUUCGUCAGGAACCCUGUUAUAUUGGAUCUCAGUGAUCCGAGCAAGACCCUCGUCGAGGCGAUGGUAUGCGAGCACGACUCCCCCGUGUACUUUUACGUCCUGGACAAAGCCGACGGCAAGGUCAUAGCAUCCUACCAAGUCCCAAACUUCUACUUCUUCCACACAGCCAACGCCUACGACUACGUCGACCCCAAAACGGGGCACACGAACGUCCAUGUCGACAUUGCGAGCUACAAGGCAGAACACUACCCGUACCACGAAUACGCCAUCUCGAACGUCAUCAACCCGCUCAAACCCUACCAGACGGGCCGCCUCGUCCGCUACGAACUCUCCGCCGUCAACACGCGCGAUCCCGCCGUUGUCGCCCGCGGCACCGUCAAAGCCGCUAUUCCAGAUAUGAUGGCGGAACUACCUCGCAUCUCCAAAGCCGCAUCCAUGGACCCAAACUACCGCUUCGUCUACGGCGUAUCCGGGAACGGCAUUUCCGCUCCAGGCACAGAUGUUCCUAUCGGGCGUCUCGGUAACGGCGUCGAUAUGCCACAUGCGUCUUUCUAUGGUCACCUCUUCAAGUCUGAUUGGCGGACUGGCACGUUCAAAGCGUGGGUACCGCAGAAUGGCGAGAGUUGUCCUACGGAGCCGAUUUUCAUCCAGAGGCCGGGUGCGACGGAGGAGGAUGAUGGGAUUGUGAUUACGAUUACGAUUAAUAAGGAGGGGACGAAUAGCAUUCUUGUGGGGCUUGAUGGGAGGACGUUUGAGGAGGUGGCGAGGGCGGAUAUGCCACAGGUUUAUGCGCUCGGGCCGCAUGGGUCGUUUGUUGAAGGGGAUUUUGGGGUUGUGAGUACUAUGGGUCGUUAG